Messenger RNA from Durio zibethinus, 687 nucleotides. NCBI's taxonomy places the organism in Eukaryota, Viridiplantae, Streptophyta, Magnoliopsida, Malvales, Malvaceae. The record is from RefSeq and is a predicted model, not a curated record.
UAAAGGGCAGUCAGUCUUCAAUCAAAAUAGCCUACCCCUUACAGUUAUAAAUUUGAAUAAUCAGCCCCAAACUCAGCCACUGCGACGGAUACCCAAAUCAAAACAUCAGUUACAUCUAAAAAAUGAAGCAAAAUUCAUGUUUCGUUGUCUUUUUGGUUUCCGUGACAUUCCUUCCCUUGGUCUUUUCCGCUGCACGGAGGGAGAUUUUGGCCGGAGGAUGGCAACCGAUAAAAAACAUAAAUGACCCCCACGUGAGGGACGUUGCGGAGUUCGCUGUGUCGGAGUACAACCAGCAGUCGAAGGCGAGUUUGAAGUUAAAGAGCGUGGUGAAGGGCGAGAUGCAGGUGGUUUCGGGGAUAAACUAUAAGCUUGUUGUGGAAUCCACUGACGAUAAGGAUUACGAGGCUGUAGUUUGGGAGAAGGCCAAUGGUAAAUCCAGGAGUCUAACCUCGUUUAAAUCUCUACUGGGUUGAUGAAUUUAAAUCGUUUGGGUUUUGGAAAUGUAUGUUCUUCAUGUUUUAGAUUAAUUUAAUAAAUAAUAAUGAUUAGAACGUAAAAUCCAUUGAUAAUAGAAAAAACUUGAUUUAAAUAUGAAAAUAUUGAAUCUAAAAUGAAUUGAUGACAAUGGAGAAAUUCGAUUUGGUUAUAAAAUUACAUGAACAGAUUUAAUAAAAUUGAAAUUUGUUA